Molecule: messenger RNA, 528 nt
Organism: Aegilops tauschii subsp. strangulata
Lineage: Eukaryota; Viridiplantae; Streptophyta; Magnoliopsida; Poales; Poaceae
Source: RefSeq, a predicted model, not a curated record
AUGCGAUCGCUCUCCGAUGAACUCGCGGCGGCGGGCAAACCCAUCGGAGAGCCCGAGCUCAUCUCCUUCAUCAUCGCAGGACUGGACAUGGAGUACCAGCCGAUUGUCUCUACGCUGGACGUGCGCACGGAGCCGAUCACCGUCGAUAUACUCUUCUCCAUGGUGGCCAACUUCGACCAGAGGGUCGAGAUGUUCCAUGGGAACGGCAGCGGCGCCUUCAAGUCGUCGGCGAACGUCGUCUCUCGCGGCCAGCAAGGAGGUAACAAGGGCAACUAUCCCAACCAGAAGGGCAACGGGGGAGGAUCCCAUGGUUCUGGUGGCUACGGCGGCGGCAGUCGCGGUGGCCACAACGGUGGCUAUGGCGGUAACGGCGACGGCCACAACGGUGGCGGCGGUUACUACCAGAACAACAAAGGCGGCGGCGGCGGUGGGGGUUAUCAUGGUGGUGGCGGCGGCUACUAUCACCAGGGCCCUCACAACGGCAACAACAACCCUCGGCGCCCCCAACAGCAACAACAGGGGGCGUAA